GUGCUAAAAUUCGUAUUACAACUUCCGUGAUAUUUUUUGCUGUGAUAUUCUCAGUUCAACUGGAUUAAAUUUGAUCGCCAGGCCUCUAAAUGCUACCCCGCACGGCAGGAUUUGGCUGAGUUAUCCCCGAUCCUCUGCUGAGGCCUCUGAGCGGGCUUCAAUGUCGCGGAGGGCCAAAAUGGUCUUCAACGGUUCGGUGAAAAUAAAGGUUUGCGAGGCCGUGGAUCUCAAACCCACGGACUUCUCGCUACGAUUGCAGAUGGGUUCCACGAAAGAAAAAGCCUCGCAGAUGAUUGAGCCCUACGUGAAUAUUGAUGUGGAUGAAGUGUACAUAGCUAAGACCACUACGAAGCCCAAAAGUGUUAAACCACAGUGGGUUUGGAACGAGGAUUUCACGUCGGAAGUUCACAAUGGACAGAAUGUGAAUCUAACGGUGUUUCAUGACGCCGCAAUUCCACCCGACGAGUUCGUUGCCAACUGCACGAUUCCGUUUGAUGAUGUGAAAGGAAAAUCUGACUUUUGGAUCGAUUUGGAACCAAAUGGAAAACUGCACGUUGUUAUCGAGCUGUGUGGCUCCGCAACGGAAGCUGCGGAGUCCACACCAAAGGAGAAAGUGUUCAAAGAAAAGGAAGGUAUGCUCAACCGGCGGCGUGGGGCCAUGCGUCGUCGGGUUCAUCAGGUCAACGGCCACAAGUUCAUGGCAAUGUUCUUCAGACAACCCACAUUCUGCUCGCUGUGCCGGGACUUUAUCUGGGGUCUUGGCAAGCAAGGGUACCAGUGCCAAGUGUGUACAUGCGUGGUUCACAAGCGAUGUCACCAGCAUAUAGUCACCAAAUGUCCCGGUUCCCGGGAUGUAGCUAAUGAUGAGGUGACGGGCAAGCGGUUCAACAUCAACGUACCACACAGAUUCAACGUACACAACUAUAGGCGGCCAACCUUCUGUGAUCAUUGUGGCUCUCUGCUCUACGGGCUGGUGAGACAGGGACUGCAGUGCGAUGUGUGCAAGAUGAACAUUCACAAGAGAUGCCAGAAGAAUGUGGCGAACAACUGCGGCACGAACACCCGAGACAUGGCCCAGAUCUUACAGGAGAUGGGCAUAUCAGGGGACAAACUUAGACCCAAGACCAAAAAGCUGUCAAUAAGUGAGUCCCAUGAGUCCCCAAAUAAAAGUUCCCCCAUGCAUGAGAGAUCUUUAUCAUCCCCUAUACCUGUGAUCCAAGACUCUGAUGAGGCACAACCCGGCGAGAUGGGGCUGCCCAGCGACAGUCUACCGGUCAAUGCUAGCAAUGAGCAUCAGGGUUCCCGUACACGGAGCCCCUCCAGUGACCGCUCACGCUCCCACCACAGUCGCAUCAGCUUGCACGACUUCAAUUUUAUCAAAGUCCUGGGCAAAGGCAGUUUUGGAAAAGUGAUGUUAGCAGAGAAGAAAGGGACAGAUGAAGUAUAUGCUAUAAAAGUUUUGAAAAAGGAUGUGAUUAUACAAGAUGAUGAUGUGGAAUGUACAAUGACAGAAAAAAGAAUAUUAGCAUUGUCAGCCAAACAUCCUUUUCUUACUGCACUUCACUCAUCUUUCCAGACGAAGGAACGAUUGUUCUUUGUCAUGGAGUAUGUAAAUGGAGGAGAUCUCAUGUUCCAAAUUCAACGGGCUCGCAAGUUUGAUGAGCCUCGGGCACGGUUUUAUGCGGCUGAGGUGACAUUAGCUCUUAUGUUUCUGCAUAGGCACGGUAUUAUAUACAGAGAUCUGAAAUUAGACAACAUAUUGCUGGAUGCUGAAGGACAUUGCAAGAUUGCUGACUUUGGAAUGUGCAAAGAAGGCAUGACAGAGAACAAAUUAACGCAGACAUUCUGUGGCACUCCGGACUACAUUGCACCGGAGAUCCUGCAAGAACUCAAGUAUGAUGCCAGUGUGGACUGGUGGGCACUGGGCGUCCUCAUGUAUGAGAUGAUGGCAGGACAGCCGCCGUUUGAGGCGGACAACGAAGACGACUUGUUUGAGUCUAUUUUGCAUGACGAUGUCCUUUACCCUGUCUGGCUCAGCAAAGAGGCAGUUUCUAUACUCAAGGGGUUUAUGACUAAAAACCCUGCCAAGCGACUCGGCUGUGUUACUACCCAAGGGUGCGAAAAAGCAAUCCUUGUUCAUCCAUUUUUCCAUGAAAAAAUUGAUUGGGAAGCUUUGGAACAACGCAAAGUGAAGCCGCCAUUCAAGCCAAAAAUAAAAAACAAAACGGAUGCCAAUAACUUCGACCGGGACUUCACGUCAGAGGACCCUGUCCUGACGCCGGUGGAUCCGGCCGUGAUAAAGACCAUAAACCAAGAAGAGUUCCGCGGCUUCUCGUUUGCCAAUCCAGACUACGGCAAGUUAGAAAUGGAGGCAAGUGGCCAGGCGCACUGACCAGCCAUCCGGGCAGGGGACUGCCCCGCCAAGCUCAUUCUCCGGACCAUUCACUUCAAAUGAUGAUGGUGGCUGUGUUCUUUCUAGCUCUCUGUGUUUGGAUUUGUUUUGUUUUGUUCUGGGGGC
Molecule: messenger RNA, 2518 nt
Organism: Aplysia californica (California sea hare)
Lineage: Eukaryota; Metazoa; Mollusca; Gastropoda; Aplysiida; Aplysiidae
Product: protein kinase C II
Biological process (GO): protein phosphorylation
Molecular function (GO): diacylglycerol-dependent serine/threonine kinase activity; ATP binding
Source: RefSeq, marked provisional